Messenger RNA from Peromyscus californicus insignis, 3690 nucleotides. Its product is annotated as homeobox protein goosecoid-2-like. The coding region runs from base 2691 to 3296 and encodes 201 amino acids. NCBI's taxonomy places the organism in Eukaryota, Metazoa, Chordata, Mammalia, Rodentia, Cricetidae. Gene Ontology annotation, molecular function: RNA polymerase II cis-regulatory region sequence-specific DNA binding; DNA-binding transcription factor activity, RNA polymerase II-specific. The record is from RefSeq and is a predicted model, not a curated record. Gene Ontology annotation, biological process: regulation of transcription by RNA polymerase II. The transcript has 7 exons. Gene Ontology annotation, cellular component: nucleus.
UGGAAUCCAACGCAAUAUGGCUGCAUGUGUAUUUCCUGUGUUUAGUCAGCACAGCGGAUGGGCAAUACUCCAGGGGCUAAGGGAUAGGGCAUGCCCACAUGGUCACUCAGUCCCAAGCGUAUCCCAGCGGGACCCAUGGCUAGGAGCAGCCACCCCCACUGUGGCUGGAGUGUGUGAGGACCAGGAUUUGGAGUCAGAAGUCUAGGUGAGGGUCCCCAGUGAGACCCUUCCUUUAUUGAUGGCAGGUCUUUGUCCCUCCCUAUCUUGUCAGUGGAAAGGGUGCCAAUCAAAUGACCCAACACAGAGCUGAAGGGCUGAAAACCCCAGGUGCUCCUGGGAGGCGGCCGCAAAUCUCCGCUUCGGGGCCCCUGAGGUACAGUGUAGGCCUGGGACUUGGACAGAUGGUUUCCAUGGAGGACAAACAAACCUCUACGUGCCCCAGAAGACACAGCCGUGAUACGUCAACACCUUAAUGGUCUAGAGAACACAUCCUCACCAAUGCUGCGUUUGCCCUAACGCAUCCAUCUUGUGUGGUCAAGAGAUACAGCUCACGGUCUGUCCUCAGAGAGCUUACCUUUGACAUACCAGAUUCUCUCUCCCUUCCUCCUCCCACCGGGUAAACCUCCGUGGAACGCGUCUGGCCAGGGAAGGCAGCUGGUACAAUGACCCCCGUCCCUAAGUGACCAAAAUGCAGCAGGAGAGACGACAGCCACUGUGACCACUUGCUCUUCUAAUGCACCUCCUUGCAACUUAUAGAAGAAGGGUUUUGUGUGCUUACAUUUCUAGAGGGAUAAGAGUUCAUCCCCAUCACAGUGGGGAAGCUUGGCAGAGGGAGGGCAUCAUGGCUGCAGCAGCAAGCUGAGAACUCACAUUUCAAACCACAAGCAUGAAGCAGAAAGUGAACUGAGAAUAGCCUGGCUUUUUUUUUCCCAAUUCAUUUAACUUUAUCUUAUGUGCAUUGCCAUGAAGAUGACUGAUCCCAGGUUAUGGGAGUUCCAGACAAUUAGCCGACAUGUAGGCGCUGGGAACUGAACCCACGACCUCUGGAAGAGCAGCCAGUGCUCUCAACUGCUGAGCCAUCUCUCCAGCAUGGCUUUUAAAGCCCAAAGCCCAACCCCAGUGACACACUUCCUCUAGCAAGCCGUCCCUCCUAAACCUCCCCAAACAGCACCGCCAACUGGGGACCAAGUCUUCGAACGUCCAAGCCUGUGGAGGCAUCUCGUUCAAACCACAGUGAUGCAAGUAUCUGAGUCCCUUCUGUUUCUGUAAGCAACCUCUGCAACUAGACUUCAGCAGGAGUCUUACGCUGGCUGUCAUUGGUUCUCUGCUUGGGGGGGGGGUGGCCAUUUAUCUUUAUCUCAGGAAGAGUGUCACAUGACACUAUAACACGAUGAAAGUGGCAUUGCCCCAAUCAGCUCCAGGCAAGUUCAGAAGACACAGAUGAGCCACAGACCCAAAUGACGGCUACCUGCACAAGGCCUGGCUCCCUCACGGUGGUCCUGAGUGGCAGCAUUGAGGGAGAAGUCCCCAAGGACACAGCUUCUGAAGAGCACCAUGCCAUCUUCCUACAUGAAGAGAAACACAAGAGAAAGCAGGCAAGGCCACGGGCAGUGAAGGAGGAAGAUACAUCAGACAUCACAGAGGCCUUUUUGCCCCUGGCCUUGCUGUCCCAUUCUCAGAAGAACUCCAAUCUCGGUGGUAGUAGUUGGCUACAUCGUACCCCUGAGCACUGGAGUGGGCUUAGACACAGGUGUUCUAUAUCAUUCUACAUGAAGGUCUGCUAGACAAGGUUUCUACAUCCAAAGGGUCACAUGGGAGGUCUGGGGCUGUGGCAGCCAUUCUGUAACCACGAGGCAGGCUGAAAGGUCACGCACAGAGCUAGUGAUGCUAUCCCUGAGCCUCUCAGAUGAACACACUCUGAGACUUGCGACAGGGAUGAGCCAGCAAGGUCCACCACUUUAAGUCCAUAGCAUCCUCACUGCUACUAGAGCAGUCAGCAGAGGAACCUAAAGAAGGGCUUGGUAAUGGAAGAAGGGGGAGCGGGUUUGCUGCCUGCAAUGGCGGCUAAUGUUCCUGGGUCCUCACCCCUGCCUCCAGUGCAGUUCUGGACACCUCACACCUACUAACUGCUUAAACCCUAAGGACACAUCCUUUUUUUUUGUUUUUUGUUUUUUUUGUUUUUUGUUUUUGUUUUUUUUUAACAGAGUCUCACUGCCUCUGUCUCUCAAAGGCUGGAAUCAUACCAGGCCUUUGUUUUUUUAUUUUGGUUUGUUUAAGACAGAUCUCACCAGACUGGCCUUCCUCUCCCAGCAAUCCUCUUGCCUCAGCCACUGGAGCCCUGAGAUCCUGCUAUUACAAACUGCCUCUCCGUUCUCAACACUUGCCCCUUAAGGCCGACUCUUGAUAGUUGACAGUAUCAUGACACUGGACAACCCAAGAGGAGCCUUUGGAAUGUCACACAGCCAGGAGAGCUUAGGAAAGCUCUGGACGUGGCCGAGCACAGGGCUCCCUCCUGACAGCGCGGCUCCCUGCACCCAGACAGUGGCUCUCCCUCCUCGGUGGCCGGGGAUUAGCUCUCUGAGGACUAGCGACGGGAUUAGCACGCGCGAAAGCGGCGCCCGGCCCGGGGAUUACCGCACCUCCCACCCCCGACGUAUAUAUUCGGCCGCUCGCGCCGGCGACCCGCGGGCAUGGCGACUGCAGGCAGCGCGGCGAGCCGCAGGGACCCUGGACGACCCUGCCCGUUCUCCAUCGAGCACAUCCUCUCCAGCCUGCCUGAACGCAGGCCCGCGGCGCGGCCGCUGCAGCCCGUCGGUGGCCGGAACCCCGCUGAGCCCGACGAGCCCGAGGCGCCUGCCGCCGCUGCGCCCUGCGCCUGCUGCUGUUGCUGCGGCCCGCGAGCAGCACCCCGCGGAGUCCCGGAGCCCGCGUCCGGACCCGGCGUGCGGCUAGCGUGGCCGCUGAGGCUGGCACCCGCCGCUCCCUCGCCCCUGACGGCGCCGAGCGCAGGCUCGCCGGCGCUGACCGGCACGAGCGGCCCCGGCCCGCAGCGGCGCACGCGGCGCCACCGCACCAUCUUCAGCGAGGAGCAGCUGCAGGCGCUCGAGGCCCUCUUCGUGCAGAACCAGUAUGCCGACGUGGGCACGCGGGAGCGCUUGGCUGUCCGCAUCCGCCUGCGAGAGGAGCGCGUGGAGGUCUGGUUCAAGAACCGCCGGGCCAAGUGGCGACACCAAAAGCGUGCUUCGUCAGCGAGGCUCCUGUCUGGAACCAAGAAACCUCCCAAGGACAGCUGUUGACAGUGUCUGGAGUGUCUCCUGGUUUGGGCAGUGACGUGGAGCACAAGAAAGUAGGAGGGAGGGAGACAGACCUACUUGAACAGAAACUAAGAGAGGACCGCAGUCUUCCAGCUGCCCAGUGCUGAGAGAGAGGGAAUCCAAGACCUCCUCACCUAUGAAGGGAGGGCACAUGGGGCAGGAACCAGAGAUCUCCUGCAGGAUUAAAGCCGGUGGAUGGUGGCAAGGCCUCCUGGGAUUUGCUGUGGCCUCUAAGUACCACCAACUUGCUUCACAGGUCCUGGUGUGGUGAUAAUCUGUGAGAGAUGUGGUCCAUCCAUGAAAGCUAAACUCUAGAACCAAUGGCAGGAGGUCUUGGCACUGUGUAAAGAUGGCUGGUUUGGAGAACACUGAGCAG